AUGUACAGCUUCAAUACUCUUCGACUCUAUCUUUGGGAGACCAUUGUAUUCUUCAGCCUUGCAGCUUCUAAGGAGGCUGAAGCUGCCCGCUCCGCUCCCAAGCCUAUGUCACCCUCAGAUUUCCUGGAUAAGCUCAUGGGGAGAACCUCCGGAUAUGAUGCCAGGAUCCGGCCUAAUUUUAAAGGUCCCCCGGUGAAUGUGAGCUGCAACAUUUUCAUCAACAGCUUUGGUUCCAUUGCUGAGACAACUAUGGACUAUAGGGUCAACAUCUUCCUGCGGCAGCAGUGGAACGACCCACGGCUGGCCUACAAUGAAUACCCUGAUGACUCUCUGGACCUGGACCCAUCCAUGUUGGAUUCCAUCUGGAAACCUGACCUGUUCUUCGCCAACGAGAAGGGGGCCCACUUCCACGAGAUCACCACAGACAACAAACUGCUGAGGAUCUCCCGGAACGGGAACGUCCUCUACAGCAUCAGAAUCACUCUGACACUGGCCUGCCCCAUGGACUUGAAGAAUUUCCCCAUGGACGUCCAGACGUGCAUCAUGCAACUGGAAAGCUUUGGAUAUACCAUGAAUGACCUCAUCUUUGAGUGGCAGGAGCAGGGAGCUGUGCAGGUGGCAGAUGGACUAACUCUGCCCCAGUUUAUCUUGAAGGAGGAGAAGGACUUGAGAUACUGCACCAAGCAUUACAACACAGGUAAAUUCACCUGCAUCGAGGCCCGCUUCCACCUGGAGCGACAGAUGGGCUACUACCUGAUCCAGAUGUACAUUCCCAGCCUGCUCAUUGUCAUCCUCUCAUGGAUUUCCUUCUGGAUCAAUAUGGAUGCUGCUCCAGCCCGUGUGGCCCUGGGCAUCACCACCGUGCUCACCAUGACCACCCAGAGCUCUGGCUCCCGAGCAUCCCUGCCCAAGGUGUCCUAUGUGAAAGCCAUUGACAUUUGGAUGGCAGUGUGCCUACUCUUCGUGUUCUCAGCCCUGCUGGAGUAUGCCGCUGUCAACUUUGUGUCUCGGCAACACAAAGAGCUGCUCCGAUUCAGGAGGAAGCGAAGACAUCACAAGAGCCCCAUGUUGAAUCUAUUCCAGGAGGAUGAGGCCGGAGAGGGCCGCUUCAACUUCUCUGCCUAUGGGAUGGGCCCAGCCUGUCUGCAGGCCAAGGAUGGCAUCUCGGUCAAGGGCGCCAAUAACACCACCACCACCAACCCCCCUCCUGCACCAUCGAAGUCCCCGGAGGAGAUGCGAAAACUCUUCAUCCAGAGGGCCAAGAAGAUCGACAAACUAUCCCGCAUCGGCUUCCCCAUGGCCUUCCUCAUCUUCAACAUGUUCUACUGGAUCAUCUACAAGAUUGUCCGCAGGGAGGAUGUCCACAAUCAGUGA
Molecule: messenger RNA, 1374 nt
Organism: Diceros bicornis minor
Lineage: Eukaryota; Metazoa; Chordata; Mammalia; Perissodactyla; Rhinocerotidae
Gene: GLRA1
Product: glycine receptor alpha 1
Exons: 9
Coding region: 1-1374 (457 amino acids)
Biological process (GO): signal transduction; regulation of membrane potential; nervous system process
Cellular component (GO): synapse; plasma membrane; postsynaptic membrane
Molecular function (GO): transmitter-gated monoatomic ion channel activity; transmembrane signaling receptor activity; extracellularly glycine-gated chloride channel activity
Source: RefSeq, a predicted model, not a curated record